This is a messenger RNA of Falco peregrinus (peregrine falcon), 6346 nucleotides long. RefSeq names its product unconventional myosin-XVB. The coding region runs from base 32 to 5083 and encodes 1683 amino acids. Gene Ontology annotation, cellular component: cytoskeleton. NCBI's taxonomy places the organism in Eukaryota, Metazoa, Chordata, Aves, Falconiformes, Falconidae. The record is from RefSeq and is a predicted model, not a curated record. Gene Ontology annotation, molecular function: protein binding. The transcript is spliced from 44 exons.
GCUGAAGAAGACUUUGGUACAAUUUAAUACCAUGAUUUUAAUCUCCAGAUCUUUGACUCAAAGGAGGAAGCAUUGUCAGCAGGAGUUAGAGGAAAAGAAACAAAGGAGGAGGUCCCUGGCUAGUGGUGACACGGAGGACAGUCCCAACCAAGGAAUGGAUGUGGGACUGCUGGAGAUCCCUGCAGAGCUUGCUGCCCUCCUGCAGUCAGCUGAAGGCCAAUACCGAGCACAGGCCAACCAGAUAACAGAGGCAUUGCCUCCAGAAGUCAAGGUCAAAGAUGACCUUUCCCUCCCACACACAAUCAACAGCUAUCCUUUCUCCUCCUUUGUUAAGUCACACUUCCAGAAGACAGAUUUUCCUGCCCCUGGUCACCCUCUGCAGCACCCCUUAACCCAUCUGGAUGCUGAAUACCACGAGAGCGCACUGGAGAUCAACAAAUUGAUUUUGCGGUUCAUUGGUGACAAGAGUCUCGAUGGCUGGCAGGAGGUACUUCUGGGCAACUACAUUGCUGGGAGAGGUUUGAAUAAUGUGGCUCUGCGCAAUGAAAUCUUCAGUCAGGUGGUUGUCCAGACAUGGAAAAACCCAGACAUGGAGCACAGCCAGCGAGCUUGGGUCCUGAUGGCGACUUUGCUGAGCUGCUUUGCCCCUUCACCAGCACUGGAGAAGCCGUUGCUGAAAUUAGUGUCAGAUCAUGGCAUGGAGGGCUACAACGCUGUUUGCCAGCGCAAGAUCUUGACAGCAGCACAGCACACAGAGAUAGACUCUGCAUUGUCUCGGGCCUACCCUCCCACUCAGCUGGAGUGGACUGCAAACCAGAGAAGAGGGAAGAUGGUACUGGAUGUUCAUACCUUCAAUGAGGAGAUCAUCUCAGCUGAGGUGGAGUCCUGGAUGACUGGGGAGCAGUAUGCAGACUGGAUCCUGAGUGCAAGGGGCUGUGAUAAAAAGUCUCGAGGGUGGUCUAUCUCCAUGUUUACUGGCAACACAUGGCAGGACCUGCUGGGCUGUGACUUUGUGCUGGACCUCAUUGGAGAGAUGGAGAAUGCCAGCAACCUCAGCAGCCCCUCUCAGUCCUUGGCUGAGUACCCCAUCACUCCUGAAAGGGAGAGAAGCUUCCUCCAGCACUCUGACCUGGAUUUGAUCCCUCCUGCUCCAGGCAUCCAGGCGCCUACCUUCCCACCACCUAGCCUGCCCCCAGAAUUCAACAGUCUCCACCCAGAUCCAAGAUUCAGAGAUGACCUGAGGACCCCUGUAGGCUUGGAUCACUAUGUGGAUGAUCUCUUCAGCACUGUGCUGCAUCAAGGCUCCAGAGUACCAGAUAUGGAGAACAAGGAGAUUCUGACUGGACGCAUGAAAGGAGGUGGAAAGAUUGGACCCACCCAGAGAGGAAUCUUCCCUUCUGCAGACUUUCCCAUCAUCUCUAGCUAUUCCUUGGGCUUUUCUGGAAUGACUCAAGCACCAGUCUACCAGCCCAUGCCUUCGAUGAUGGGGAUGCCAGCAGCCACGCCUAUGAUGCCAGCAGCUGGUGGGAUUACACCUAUGCCAGCCAUGAUUAUGCCACAGCCUGUGGUUCCAGCUGUAGAUCCCAAUCAAUUAGCAGCACAACAGCAAACCUUUAUCAACCAGCAAGCCAUGCUCAUGGCCCAGCAGAUGACCCUCCAAGCUAUAAGCAUUUCCCAGCAACAGCAGCAGCAGCAGCAACAGCAGCGGUGGAAACAGCCUCUUGAGAACUCAAGGCCAAGAGUCCCAAGUCCACCACAAACCCGAGCCCCAGCACCAGCCACUUCUCCAAAACCCAAGAAGCCUCCGAGCAGCCAGAAUGCUGCACCACCACCAAAAGCUCCAGAAUUGCCAGCAGAAGAACCGGUUUACGACUACACGGUAGACCAGUUCUCCAGCAGUGAAGAUGAUGAUUCUCCUCGGGAAACCUUCCAGCAGAAGAGAGCAUAUUUUCAGAAAAUGGGAGAGCAACAUAUCCGAGUGAAGAAAGUCAGGCCUCCUUCCAAAAUCUGGACCCCUCCAGCAAAUCCCCAGCCAAAGCAGGAGGAGGAGAAGGAAGAGGAGCAGGAGAAGAGGAAAGAAGAGAAGCCUAGCCCUAAAACAGAGGCAGCUCCUGCUCCCCCUUUGCCACCUUCUGAGCCAAACACAAUAAAGCAGACACCAAAAGUGAAGAAGGAGCCACCGGUAGUGAAGCCUUCAGGCCCUGAGUCACGGCGUGCACCCAGCCGGGAGAUCGGCAACAUCAUCAAAAUGUACCAGAGCAGGCCAGCUCCUGAGCCGCAGCCCAUUGAGCCCGUCAGGAGAGUGUCCAAGCCAUUUAUAAAGAAGAAUGACCCUAAAAAUGAAGCUCUGGCUAAGCUGGGAAUGAUGAACCUCCCAUCAUCCAAAUCUCCACCCUCCCUGCCACAGGAGAAGAAAACACCUCCACCACUCAAGCCCAAGCCAGGCUCAGCUUCCACGUCUAUCAAGGAGAAGCAGUUGCCUCUCCUGUCCGUCUUCAGCCAGGAGAGCACCCCACCAGGUUCCCAGGCACCAUCUUCUCCCCCUUCUCCCCCACCACUGCCUUUGACUCUCCUGCCUGGGAACCAAGGCUGGCAGGAAUCCACAGGGAAGGACUCUGCUGUAACAGUAGAAGAUGAUGGUAUCAAGACCCAGCUGUUCAAGCUCACUACCAGUGUCAGCUUUUCCUAUGUCAACCCUGCCUGGAAAAUCUUUCUGCGCAAAGAGGUGUUUUACCCCAAAGAAAAUUUCAGUCACCCUUAUUGUCUGAACUUGCUGUGUGAACAGAUCAUGCGUGACACUUUCUCUGAUUCCUGCUUUCGGAUCUCCAGGGAAGAGAAGCGCAAGAUGAAAGACCUGCUAAUGGAGUUCCGGGUUGGCAACAAUGUCCAGUCCAUUCAGGAGGAUGCGAUAAAGAAGAGAAUUGUACUGGCUGCUCGGGAUAACUGGGCUAACUAUUUCUCUCGCCUCUUCCCAGUUCAUGGGGAAGGGGGAAGCGAUGUCCAGAUCCUGGGUGUUUCUCACCGGGGCUUGCGGCUGCUGAAGGUGGUGAAAGCAGCUGGCUAUAAUCCUGAACACCUGAAGAUUCUUCACAGCUACAGCUUUGCAGAUGUGCUGUCAGUGGAACUGAAGGGCAACAAUGCCCUGGAGUUCUCCCUGAAGACAGAGCAGCUCUUCCUGCGUUCUCCAAAGGCUCUGUGCAUCAAGGCCAUGGUGGAACUCUUCCUCCAGGAGCUGAGGCAGGAUGCCAACUACGUUGUUGCUCUGCGCAGCUACAUCGUGGAUGACAAGAGCCUUCUUAGCUUCAAGAAGGGUGACCUCAUUGAGUUACUGCCCAUGCAGGGCAUGGAGCCAGGCUGGCAGUUCGGCUCCACUGGUGGCCGCUGUGGUAUUUUCCCCACCAGCUUGGUGCAAUUGGCCGCAGCCCCUGAUUACCUCAGCACCAGCAUGGGGAGAUGUGGAGGGUGGCAGAAGAGCGUGCAAGCUUCCCCAGAGAGCAGGAACACUAGCAGGGAGGUGACGAGUUCUGUUCCCAGCCUGACAUCAGAACCCAACAGCAUCAUGCUAGUCCCUGCUGGUGAUCAUUAUACCAUGAUGGACUUCGCUAUAGCCUACUUCCGAGAUGCUCAGUCCACGCAGGGAUUGAAGGGGACAUCUGCUGAAAAGAAGAGUGUAGCUGACCUGGUCCAGCACACUAAGGUCCCAAUCCAGGCAUCUUUGCUCCGGUACUCUGACAGUGAGCUGAACGAGCUUGCUACAAAGAACUUCAAGACUCUGAUGCGGUUCAUGGGAGAUCAACCGAAACUCAAGAACCAGAAUGAGGUUGAAUGCAUCUAUGAAAUCCUUCAGCUGUGCAAGGAGAAGGAGAGCUUCCAUGAUGAGGUCUACUGCCAGGUCAUCAAACAGGUCACCCACAACCCGAGCCAGGACAGCGUGCUGCGUGGUUGGUUGCUCCUAAACCUGCUAACUGGGUACUUCCUCCCUUCUAACAUCCUGAUGCCCUAUGCCACCAAAUUUCUGCAGCUAGCCGGCAGCGAUCCAUCUAGCACCCACCAGGAUAUAGCCAAGAUCUGUCAGAGCAACCUGCGGAAAAAUUUCAUGUAUGGGGGCCGUCGCCACCUUCCUUUCCCGGUGGAGAUAGAGGCAUUUCUGAAAGGGCACAGUGCUCGCCGGCUAGUGAUACUGAUGCCUGGAGGCAUGGAAUACCUCACUAGAAUCAAGACAUUCACGGUGGCCAAGGAGCUCUUGCAGGAGAUCUGUGAGCAGAUGGGGGCAGGUGAACAGGAAGAGAUCUGGGAAUUUGUUCUUUUUGCCAGCAGGAGCAACAGCCAUAAUCUCGAUAAAACUGUGAGGCCGAUAAGAUUGGAGGAGUAUCUUCAUGAUUACCUGCUGGAGGACAAGUUGGUCACUGUGACUUUACGCAGGCUCAUCUGGAGGACACCUCUGCACUUUGAGAAUAAAAUUUAUACUGAUGUCCAUUAUGGACAGGUGCAGUGGGAUUACCUGAACGGCAGGAUACUGCUGAGCCGCAGUAAGGAAAUGGAGAUCGAGGUGGGCGUUUUGGCAGUGCUCCAGCACUGGGCCAAAACAGAGCAGCAGAACUCUGUUCCCUCCAGGGAGGAGCUGAAGGAGUACACGCCAAAGACCCUGCAGUCCUCCAUCAAUCCCCAGUCUCUGCAGGACCACGUUGGCAUGCUGCUGAGAACCAAGCAGCCCCUCCAGCCACUGGAUGCAAAAAUUCAGUUCAUAGAGCAUGUGAUGAAAUUGCCUUUCUUUGGCUACAACAUCUACUUUGUAAAGAGAGUCAGCGAUGACACAAUCCCUGUGCCCUGUUUCUUUGGCGUGAAUAAAGAAGAGAUCAUUGUGGUGGAUGGCACCACCCAGGCAGUCUCCUGCGUCAUUCCGUUGAAGGAGCUGCAGAAGAUGCGAACGCUGCAGCCUGUCUCUGACGGUGGGCUUCCCGGCAUAGAACUGAACUACGGCUCGGCUGCCAGCCCCAAGGCCAUGUGGCUUGAACUGUCACAGGCUAAAGAAAUGUACCACACGAUUGUUGUCAUCCUGGAUAGAAGAGAGUUGCAGCACUAGAGCCUGGGAGGAGGAGAAAGACCAAGUGAAAUGGCGCUGUCCUCCCUUCCUUGGGCUUGUUCAGUGCUCCCUGCCCCGUCUUCUGGAGAGGACUCUCCCGAAAGACACCCCUGACGUCAGGCAGUUGCUGUAAGACUGCCACCGCAGUGUGUGCUGCUGGCCUGGCCCGUGAUCGCUCCCCUGCAUGACCUGCCCCUCAGUCCCCCAGUGCUAUUCCAUGACCCAACGCAUGCCGUGGCUAACGCCACCAGACACGCUUUCCACACCGUGGCUUUUUCCCAGCCUGUUCCAACACGGAGCAGCUGAACAGGUGCAAGUGACUGCUUUAGGCUAUGCAGUGUGGGACUCCUCUCUGCUUUUUUUGAUUAACACAAGCGGAGACUGAUGCUUGCUGGGGAUGCGUGUAUGACAGUGCACAGCUGAGGCUACGAAAUGACUGCACUGGCUGCUGCUGUGUUCCGUGGUGAGCUGCUUCUCUGUAUUGCUAUGCAAGAGGCCCUAUAGCAGGAUCGAUGAAGCAGGAGCUUGUAGAAAGCAUCUUAAUUGCAAAGCAGAUCAGUGUUAAUAUAGUUAACACAUGCUGGGGUACAGAUUGAGCUGCAAUGGUAAGAAAGUGCACUGUUAACUUGAUUUUUUAUUUCUUACUGACAUAAUCAUAUGCAUGUGUUUCCCUGUACUAUAAAGAAGUCAAUCAUGUCCGUGCAGCUGUCACACAAACGAUGGCUCCAUGCCCAUGGAGGAAGCGUAUUUAAAUGGAACUUGUAUUACAGCAGGGGAGAGUAUCCUGGCUUGUACAAAAAUGCUAAUUUAUUUUUAGUGCUACAGCUACCCACCGAACUGAAAAGUAUCUGCAUUUUAGGAGACUGCAAUAAAAUAAUCCUGCAGAGAUGGCUUGAAGCUCUGACAUGACAGGUACUGGUUUACAUCUAACGCGAGAAGACUGACCUGCAGGCAGCUGGCAGAGCUUGCGGAACAGGUUGUCACUGCUGGCGGGGAAGGGGACAGAUCGGCGGGUGCUCAGUGCGAGCCGUGAUGCCCAGCCAGCUUCCUGCCGGUCGGCUGAUGCCGGCAGUAACUGCAGCAUCUGCCCUGUCAGGAACUUCCCUUCACGUACUGUUUGCUGCAGCCUGUGGAGUCUAGAAACACGUUCCACCCCCUCCUCCCUUCAGCAGUGCUACUGCAAGGCUAUGUAAGGCACCACAGCACCGUGACAGACUUUCUUUCAUGAAGUUUUCUUACAAGAAUAAUGAUGAUAGCUGGAGG